CAUGAACAAAAUAUCAACAUGACAUGAAUCUUAUGGAUAGUUUUACAAAUGUAUUUGUAAUUUUUGAUUUAAUUCUAACUACGGGGCAAGACAUGUAAGUGUUUUUCAUCCACAACAACUUUUAAUUCCAACAUUGAAUGUUCCAAAGUAUGUCCGGGAAAUAACGCAGAAACAUGCGGAGGAUUCCGAAGUAUGGACACAUAUAGAGUAGUGAACUCGAUGUCUGGGGGAAAUUGUCAAUCUUUACAUUAUAGUAGUUCCAUAUAUUACACUCUUCAACCAGAUGACUGUGACAGCAGUUUGUCCUUUAUAUGCAAAGUGCCGACUGAAAGUACUACCAAUGUUUGUAACAAUAAAACACAGUACCAAGUCACAUCUGUUCAGGAGCAGACAACACAGUCAACAAUUGACAUAACCAUUGCCGAAACGACAGGUGCGACGUCGGAAUAUCUGGCAACGACAUCUCAAAGAACCCAAGGAAUUACCAAAUUUACUGAAACUGAGAAAACAACAAAAUCAGUCACAACUAUACAAAAACACGCAAUAACAUCUGUAAUACCAACCAUAUUGUCGACUAGCAAACAAGUAACAGCUACGGGAGACAAAUCAGCAACAUUUUCCAACCAAUUAACAACUACAAAAGACGAUGGAAGUACUUUAGAAUCAUCUACUACAUCGUAUUUACAUACAACAGUUCCUCUGCAAAUGAAGAUCGCUUCUUUAGACUGGCUAAUGUUUACUAUUCUCGGAUUUGUCGGUACAGUUCUUAUCAUAUUCGUCGUCUCAUUCUGUGUCCUUCAGAAAAUCAGGAAAGCGAAACAUGUUCCAGAAGAAAAGGAUUUUGAAAUAGUUGAAGUAUCUGAAAUUGAACGUUAUUCCGCUGAUAUUGUAGCACAGGAACAACGUAUUAAAAAAGAAAGGAAAGAAAGAAAAAGUCUUGCAAGACGAUUAUCUACAGAGUUUAAAAAGAUGUCUCGGAAUCUCUCUUUUACACGGUACGAUGUAGCAAAACGAGAAGACUCGAAUACUAGACUCAAACUCGAAUGUUCCAAAAAUCUCAAAAUCUAA
Messenger RNA from Mytilus californianus (California mussel), 1068 nucleotides. RefSeq lists its product as uncharacterized. NCBI's taxonomy places the organism in Eukaryota, Metazoa, Mollusca, Bivalvia, Mytilida, Mytilidae. Bases 193 to 1068 code for a protein of 291 amino acids. The record is from RefSeq and is a predicted model, not a curated record. The transcript has 7 exons.